This is a messenger RNA of Hyla sarda, 3059 nucleotides long. It is a transcript of the gene SNTB1, whose product is annotated as syntrophin beta 1. The transcript is spliced from 7 exons. The coding region runs from base 105 to 1658 and encodes 517 amino acids. NCBI's taxonomy places the organism in Eukaryota, Metazoa, Chordata, Amphibia, Anura, Hylidae. The record is from RefSeq and is a predicted model, not a curated record. Gene Ontology annotation, cellular component: dystrophin-associated glycoprotein complex; synapse; intracellular anatomical structure. Gene Ontology annotation, molecular function: structural molecule activity; protein binding.
ACCCCACUGGGGAUCAGGAGACAGAAAGCCAUUAGUUGGCACUAAAACUAUUUCCCAGUGUGUGAACUCGGAGUAAAGUGCUGGAGGUGGACAAUGCACCCAGCAUGGCUGUAGCUGCAGCAGCCCCGGAUGCCAGGGUGCAGAGGAGCGGCUGGCUGGAGGUCCUGGUCCGGGAGAGGUGGCACAAAGUUGGGGUGAACUUAUACGAGGACUCCCUGGUGCUGAGCAGUGAGGACAUCAGCUCCAAUGGCAUCACCAAUGGCACCUACAGAAGCCCCCAGGACCAGGAGCAGCCUGGCAGCCCCAAGGGGGUCAGGACUGCCCUCACUGACCUGCCAGAGCAAGUGCCCGAGGCUAUUGCCAACAAGAAGAGGGCAGUCAAGGUGGUGAAGCAGGAGUUGGGGGGGCUGGGCAUCAGUAUCAAGGGGGGCAAGGAGAACAAGAUGCCCAUCCUUAUCAGCAAGAUCUUCAAGGGGCUGGCAGCGGACCAGACUCAGUCCCUGUAUGUUGGGGAUGCCAUCUUAUCUGUCAAUGGGGUGGACCUGAGGGAUGCCACUCACGAUGAGGCUGUGCAGGCUCUGAAGAAGGCUGGCAGGGAGGUGAUCCUGGAGGUGAAGUACAUGCGUGAAGCCACACCCUACGUAAAGAAAGGAUCUCCGGUAUCAGAAAUCGGAUGGGAGACUCCGCCUCCUGAAUCUCCGCGGCUGGGUAUUUCCUCAGCUUGUCCGCCAUCACCUAUUUCUCUGCCCAGUUAUGGGGACAGAAAAACCAUUCCUCUUAAGAUGUGCUUUGUGACAAGGAGCAUGACCAUUCCUGAUCCAGAGAACAGACAUCUAGAGCUGCAUUCACCUGAUGCCAAGCACACCGUGGUGUUAAGAAGCAAAGAUCCGGCAACAGCCCUGACCUGGUUCAACGCGAUCCAUGGCGUAGUGAUGGAACUAGUUGCCAAGGUGAUUACAGAAGUUAAGGAUCAACUGGGAAAAAACGGGAUCUCUGGGAGCCAAGAAUUUCGACAUAUGGGCUGGCUGGCGGAAAAGGUGCCGGGAGAAAAUGAGAAACUCUGGAAGCCGGUGCUUAUAGUCGUUACGGAGAAGGACCUGCUAAUGUACGACAGCAUGCCCCGCAUGAAGGAGGCCUGGUACAGCCCUGCGCACAGCUACCCCCUCAUAGCCACCAGGUUGGUCCAUUCUGGGCCAGGCAAAAGUUCGGCACUACAAGGAACGGAAUUUUCCUUCGCCACAAGAACUGGUUCCCGGCAAGGGAUCGAGACCCAUCUGUUCAGAGUGGAGACCAGCAGAGACCUCUCACUGUGGACAAGACAAAUCGUCCAGGGAUGUCACAACGCUGCCGAGCUCAUAAAAGAGAUCACCACCCCAUGUACUUACAAGAACCAAGACUGCCGGCUGGUGAUAAACUACGACCACGGCUUCUCCAUUGCCGCUCAGGCGCCGGAUGGUACUUUCACUAAGCUACUAGCACAAUUCCCCUAUGAAAAACUAAAAAUGUCCUCAGAUGACGGGGUUAAAAUGCUGUUUUUAGAAUUUGGAGGCAAAGAUGGAGACAUACAAUUGGAUCUUCAGUGCUGCCCGAAGCCCAUCGUCUUCAUCAUCCAUUCCUUCCUCUCUGCCAAGAUUACAAGGCUAGGAUUGGUGGCAUGAGGCCAGUGUUGAGAAGACGUCACAAGACAUUCACUAGCGUUGACGUUCCGUACUACACCUUCAUGGGGCGGACUGUGAGAAAAGUCCUCAUGGUGGUUUUCGCGAUUAAUGGUACUCGACUAAAGAGAAUUCCCAAAGCGGAGGAGGAUACGAGGGAUCGGAUGGACUGUAAAUCUGCCGGAAGCGCAGAAUAAAUCUAGAUCUUAUUAAUCUAUCGAAGGUGGAAGAUUCUUCCGGUUCGGUUUGUAGAUUAAGCCGCCGCUCAGUAAUAAUCCUAAUUAUUAGUUAAUAUCACGAGGUUUGGCGUAGGGUCCAGAGUCUCCAUCAAGUUUAGGCGGCCAUUGGGAGGAGGAGUUAUUCUGAAGAACCUAUCCAACUGGGAGGAGCUAGUGAUGUCACUGAGCAGCAGGUGGAGCAUCACGAAAAAGCAAUUCAGAAGGUUCCUGCGGAUAUCCAUAAGAAACACAUUGCAGUUCUCAAUCUUAACACUAAGUAUUUCCUCUAGAGCAGAGGUCCCCAACCCAGUCCUCAGAGACCACCAAUAUUCCAGGAUUUUAAUAUUUCCCUGUUCUAUUCCAAUGGAGUAACCCAGAAUGUCGGGGGCCUUGGGGACUGGUUUGGGAAUCACAGCUCCAGAGGCCUUGGCACCACUAUGUAUCACAGGGUCAUUAUUCACUUGGGUGCCGUAUAAUACUGUACUAUGUCAGUAAACUACUUACCUUAGGGAGAAUUUACCCAAGGAAGGUAGUUGUCUAAGGCCUCAUUCACACGGUGAAAAUUCAAUGUGGAAUCUGGCGGAAAAAUUCCAGCAGAGUCCCAUUGAUUUCAAUGGCGCCCAAAUUUUCCUGGGCAAACAUUCCAGCUGUGUGAACAUAGCCUGAGCUGCACAACUUCUCUCUAGCGGACAUGUUUGCUCCCCUUGGUCUAUUGUAGUAAAUACAGGUCUUCCAUGUAGUCUCCAUAGAAUAAUAGACAACUGUUCCCCUUGUCGAUAAGGUGUCUCCCUACACCAGGGUGCCUACAUGCUGCUGCAAAACUACAACUCCAAGCAUGCAGGGACAGCCCAAACACAUGCACGCUCGGCCAAACUGAGUGUGUGUGAUAUCUGCACUGGUAAAUACACUACCGGAGACUUUAAAAAAAAUACAAUGUCCAUUAGGAACUCCGUAGCUGCCCAAUAUUUGACUAUGCCAUACAAGAUUUUAUAUAUAUAUAUAUAUAUAUGGAUUGACCGAUAUUGAUUUUUUUAGAGUAGAUACCGAUAACCUGUGAACUUUCAGGCCGAUAGCCGAUAACUUAUACCAAUAUUCUGUGCAUUUUAAUCCCCCCCAAUAUCAUUGGUAAAAUGAGGGUGCACUUGUGGGUAUACCCUGAUAAACUGUUUCUGGCCCCGCAGAUCAA